Messenger RNA from Rattus norvegicus (Norway rat), 4738 nucleotides. It is a transcript of the gene Fbxo31, whose product is annotated as F-box protein 31. Gene Ontology annotation, biological process: protein ubiquitination. Lineage: Eukaryota; Metazoa; Chordata; Mammalia; Rodentia; Muridae. Gene Ontology annotation, cellular component: cytoplasm; centrosome. Bases 51 to 1661 code for a protein of 536 amino acids. The transcript is spliced from 10 exons. The record is from RefSeq and is marked validated.
GCUGUGCGUGCGCGCUCGCUCGCGUGCGCGCGUCCGCGGUAGUGACGGGCAUGGCGGUGUGUGCUCGGCUCUGCGGCGUGGGCCCCGCGCGUGGGUGCCGCCGCCGCCAGCAGCGCCGCGGCCCGGCCGAGACUGCGGCGGCGGACAGUGAGGCGGACACGGACCCCGAGGAGGAGCGCAUCGAGGCGGGGCCGGCGCGUUGCUCCCUGCUGGAGCUGCCUCCCGAGCUGCUAGUGGAGAUCUUCGCGUCGCUGCCCGGCACCGACCUGCCCAGCCUGGCGCAGGUCUGCAGCAGGUUCCGUCGCAUCCUGCACACCGACACCAUCUGGAGAAGGCGCUGCCGCGAGGAGUAUGGCGUUUGUGAGAACCUGCGGAAGCUGGAGAUCACAGGCGUGUCUUGCCGGGACGUCUAUGCCAAGCGUAUAAACCCUCGUGUGAAGUCAGGACGCUUCAUGAAAAUUCUUCCUGAUUACGAACACAUGGAGUACAGAGAUGUGUACACCUGCCUGCUUCACCGGUACAGACACAUUUUGGGGCUGUGGCAGCCAGAUAUUGGGCCGUAUGGAGGAUUGCUGAACGUCGUGGUGGAUGGACUCUUCAUCAUCGGGUGGAUGUACCUGCCUCCUCAUGACCCCCACGUUGGCGACCCCAUGCGAUUCAAGCCCCUAUUUAGGAUCCAUCUGAUGGAGAGGAAGUCGGCCACGGUGGAGUGUAUGUACGGCCACAAAGGGCCCCACAAUGGCCAUAUCCAGAUUGUGAAGAGGGAUGAGUUCUCCACCAAGUGUAACCAGACAGAUCACCACAGGAUGUCUGGUGGGAGGCAGGAGGAGUUUCGGACGUGGCUGAGGGAGGAGUGGGGCCGCACGCUGGAAGACAUCUUCCACGAGCACAUGCAGGAGCUGAUUCUGAUGAAGUUCAUCUACACCAGUCAGUACGACAACUGCCUGACCUACCGGCGGAUCUACCUCCCUCCCAGCCACCCCGAUGACCUCAUCAAGCCUGGCCUCUUUAAGGGCACCUACGGCAGCCAUGGGCUGGAAAUCGUGAUGCUUAGCUUCCACGGCUCUCGUGCCAGGGGCACCAAGAUCACGGGCGACCCCAACAUCCCCGCGGGGCAGCAGACUGUGGAGAUUGACCUGCAGCGCCGCAUCCAGCUGCCAGACGUGGAGAACCUCCGAAACUUCAAUGAGCUCUCCAGGAUCGUCCUGGAGGUCCGGGAGCAGGUGCGGCAGGAGCAGGAGGCUGGCGAGGGCCCCGCUCCACACCGGGAGCCUGCAGUCAAGGACCCUGAAGGGCCACCUGCUAAGGCCAGCAAAGAGGCCGGCCCUGGAGCUGAGGCCGCUGAGCAGUCAUCCACGUCUGGGCAGGGACAGCCGUUUGUGCUUCCUGCGGGUGUCAGCUCGAGGAAUGAGGAUUACCCCCGCACCUGCCGGUUAUGUUUCUAUGGCACAGGCCUCAUCGCUGGCCAUGGCUUUACGAGCCCCGAGCGUACCCCCGGCGUCUUCGUCCUGUUCGAUGAGGACCGCUUUGGGUUUCUCUGGCUGGAACUGAAGUCCUUCAGUCUGUACAGCCGAGUCCAGGCCACCUUCCAGAACGCCGACGCACCAUCGCCACAGGCCUUCGAUGAGAUGCUCAGGAACAUCCAGUCUCUCACCUCCUGACCUCCUCGUGGGCGGGCGGAGAGGCCGCGCCGGCGCCCGGGUGGGGGAAGCAUGCACUUUAGAAAUGAACGCACACCUCCUCACCGGGGUCCUGGUCGCCCUGAGACGCCCUUGUAUAGUGUGUAACAUACUCUUGUACAUUUGAUUUGUUGGUAGCUAUGAAGGUGAACGUGAAGCACUGUGGGAAAAUAAACGGAGUUGAGCAAGGAUGAAUCUGAAUGGUUGGUGCCUGUGGCACAGAGAAUCAAACGGAUGCGUGGGAUGGUGGCGUCGGGCUCAGGGACCCUGAUGGGUUUCCAUCUCCUCACUGGCUUGCUUAGAUUUUACGAGGGCAUUCGACCAUGACCUGGUUCUGGUUGCUAGGGGCCACCAAGGACUGCAAGGGAGUCUCUACUCUGGCCCCUAGUGGUCUCUGGGCCACACCUCCGCUAGCAGUAGAGCCAGGCUGUGAGGCCAGCUACUUGCUUGUCCCCAGCAGCCACAUGCUCUCCCUUGGUCCUCUCUCUGUGUUUAUCUGGAGGGCCUGCCCUGCUGGACACCAUGUUCCUGAUGCUUUUCUUUCAUAGCUGUGCUGGUGCCUUCCACAGUGUUGACGGUGUCAGCGGAGGACGCUGUGAAGCCCUUCGGAGGUGAAUGAGAGACAGUCCUGUAGACGGUUGCACUUCUGUGUGCAUUAUUAAUUCAGAGCAUUACUGACUGAGGGCUUACCUGUUCGCAGACCCUGAGGGCUGGGCCAUGCUAGCAUCUGUGUUUGGGAAACCUGAGCCCAGCAUUAGUGUCUUCUAAGGGCAGAGGCUAAGAGCUCAGACCUUUCGGAGUGUCUGCCAGCGCUUCCAGUGUUAGCAGGCUUCUAGGCUGCCCUUUCCCUAUGGCUGUUCAUCCUCUGUGGCUUCGGCAAGCCCUGGUUUUAAGAACUCAUCCUACUGGUGAGGGACCUUAGGAAGAUGACAGGCAUGUGAGGAUGGCUAUAUUCUGAUAGCUGGAAGGGCUGGUAGACUCAGGAAAGGUGGUGUGGUGUAGGAAGCUUUAGGAUUUGUCAGGAGCUGUAUGUAACAGACCUGCUGUGAGCUGCCAGGACAGGUCCUGACUUCUAGUUUCUUUUGUAGAAUUGGGCUCCAGGCCUUGUGUUACUUCCCCUGUUAGUCAGGAGAGGCUUUGGACAGUGGUGAGUGUGACUGAAGCCACAGGGCCAGUGGAGUCCAGGCAGUUGGGCACGCAGGUGGCUCUCGUCAGGUGUCACUGGGGAAAAGCAAAAGUAUGUGUUACUCAGAAGCGGAGCCUUGCUUUGGGGAGGCUCCAUCUAGUUCAGGGUUUUCUUAAGUGUCCUCGGCCGCUGCCAGUUAAGUCAGGGCAGUCACUCCGUAUUAGCCAAACACACACCGGCUUUCCUAAACACGGGGCCCGUUUGCCGCAGGUUGAUGAGGGCCAACAUCGCCGUUGGAUGUAGUGCGGCCUCGUGUAGAGAACAGCUAGGUCCUGUUACUCCACUGAGGCAAGUGGACGUCAUUGUCCCUGGGCCUCACCAGGUCAGCACCGUUGGUUGGUCCUCAUUUUGCUCCUCAGGCUGCAUAGCUAGCCCAUGGAUUUUUGGAGAGAAGGCGCCUUGUGGCUUUGCACACUCGGCCUGCCCUGUGUGCGGAGAUGGUGUGGGUAAGGUCAGAGGCAAGCCUCAGGAAGUUUCUAGCGGGGACUGAAUUCUUUUGAGUGAUCGCUGAUGUCUGUUUAUGUCCUGAUUUGUUUAGGCCUGGCCGCGUCAGGCCAUUGGCUGCUGUUACCCAGACCUCAGACAUCAACGGUCUGUCAGUGGUGGGAGAGCUGGACUCCAUGUCUUGGUCCCGACUCACCUUGUGUCCCUUAGAGAUCAGCUGUCUGGCUCCUUGUGUUGUGAGUUCAGACUCUGGGCCGUUCCCACUGCACAUUUCUUAUAUUUCCCCUUGGGACCUCCCUGUCCCCGCAUGUCUACCUGGGGGCUUGGCAGUGGCUUCUGUCCAGAUGCUGUACCAGUCAGGCCCCCCUCACAUCAUGUGGUGGUACACUCGCCUGUUAGCCUUCUUCCUCCACUGAGAACUUGGAGCUGAGCAUGCUGUGGCCUGGCCAGCUGGGACUCCUACCCCAGCCCUCCAGCGGUUCUCUCUGCCCGGCUCGCUGUGAAUGGUGUACCGCCUUUGUGUAUGUUCACCUUUCGGUACCUGUGGCCAUUAGUGGCGCGGACCUAUCCCGCUCAGCUGUCAGGACUUCGUGAACCCCAGGACAGCUACACUUCCUAGUUUGGGACUGUCUUUUUCUCAAGACAGUGGGGUGCAGACAGCACCAAGCACUUGGCCUGUAAUGGGAUGCUGGGCGGAACAGCUGCCUGUGCAGCACCCCUUGCGCUGCUCCCCGCCUUUGUCCUGACGGGGAAGUGUCCUGUGUAACCCUCACCUGGUCCACCUCCCCAGGUCACCAUCUCCCAUUGGCUGUGGAAGACCAAGUCUGGUUCUGGGGGAGAGUGGACUAGCUCCCUGGAGAAACUGUAAAUGGGGUGGGAGUAGGGCACGGUUUAGAACUCUGUGAGGCACUGGCGGUCGCAGCCCCCGGCCUAGCUCCCAAGAAGGGUUUAAUGCUGGGGUAGUGACACUGAAGGAACCUGCUGGGUGCUUCUCUGUGGCUGGAUCCUCCGUUUGCACGGAGACCAGCACGAAGUGACAAGAUGUGCUCUUCUAACCUGUUUCUUGUGCUCGGGAGCCUGUUGGGAGAAUGGGGUUUGUCUGGAGCAUGCCCUCCCACCCCCCAACUCUGGACAGAGGGUGGCUCUUUUUUUUUUUUUUUUUUUUUUUGGUUCUUUUUUUCGGAGCUGGGGACCGAACCCAGGGCCUUGCGCUUCCUAGGCAAACGCUCUACCACUGAGCUAAAUCCCCAACCCCUUAAGAGGGUGGCUCUUAGAAGCUCUCUCAGGUCAGCUCUGCUUUGCCCAAGGGUCAGGGAAGGACCCUGGAACUGUAGCUGCUGUUUGCCUGGUGCCUGACGUCACCUGUGUCUCUCGCCAGGACGUGUGUGGUUCUCCUUUCAGUUCUCAGUAAACCUGUUUUUGAAGCCUU